Symbiodinium necroappetens is the source of this 3133-nucleotide messenger RNA. Lineage: Eukaryota; Dinophyceae; Suessiales; Symbiodiniaceae. The record is from the annotation of a GenBank genome assembly.
GCUUGCCCUCACGGCCAAGUCGGCCCCAGCGCCGGCCGCUCCAGAGCCGCCAGCGACACCUCCGGCAACUGUUGCAGCCCCCAGUCCCGUCACGACACCGGCCCUGGCUGCCAACCCUGUGAAGGUUGUAGAACCUGAACCCACCCCGAGCCCUGACAAAGCCCAACAGGAUGCGGUCACUCUGAAGGUUGUAGAAGCUGGACCCACCCCGAGCCCAGACAGAACCCAACAGGAUGCGGUCACUCUGAAGGUUGUAGAAGCUGGACCCAGCCCGAGCCCUGACAUCAGUACUCUCGAGACUCAGGCUUGGGAUGGAUCUUGUGAGGCAACCCUGCUAGCUGGUGCGUCGGCAGAGACACUAGCACUUUCCGGAAGGUCAAACUCCUUGGCACUCCAACACGGAGCCUCUACCAGCGACCUCGAGGCAACCCUGAGAGACAAGGAGGUACUCGAGAUCCAGAAGGAUCUUGAAAAGCAAGUGUCCCAGGAGUUCAACAACGAGGGGGGGGCAACCCAAGGCCAGCAGGAGGAUGAAGAGGAGGAAAAGGCCGCGGCUGCUGCCGCAGAGGCGGCCAGAUUGGCCAUGGCGACGGCAGCUGCUGCUUUGGAAGCGGCCAAAGCAAAAAAGCAAGAGCGUCUCCAGAGAGAGGCCAAGGAAAGGGAGAUGAGAGAGAGGAAAGAGCUGGAGAUGCGCACGCUGGAGCUUCUCGCGAAGGAGCAAAGGGAGAGAGAAGCGCGGGAGAGGGAGGCAAAGGAGAAGGAGGCAAAGGAGAGGGAAGCCCGGGAGAGGGAGGCCAAGGAGAAGGAGGCAAAGGAGAAAGCGGCGCAGGAGGCCAAGGAACAGGCGGAGGCAAGGGCCAGAGAACUCCAGGAGAUUGAGGCCAAAAUGAAGGAGAAAGAAACCCUGGAGAGGCAGGCCAUGAUGAAGGAGGCAAAGGAACGAGAAACCCAGGCCCGUCUAGCGAGGGAGGCAAAGGAACGCGAGGAAGCAAAACAGCGUGUCCUCUCCGAAGCCCGGCCGCUCAAGCGAGAGGCCGAGCGGACAGGGCAGCACCACACACAGGAUGGGGUGGGUGACAGUGUGGGGAGGACAUUGGUCGAGCCGGAUGCCUCGGCCGCCACGAUGGCCAAAUCAGCUGCGCCCAACCUCAGCGCUCUCCCCAAGGCAAGCAAGGUUGCCCGGACUGGGAAGGCCCUGAAGGACGACGAAUUUGCUCUCCCGGUACUAUCUGAUGCUGAGAAGGGAAAGUACAAGGUCGGUGGCUUCAUCCGCGACCGAAGCCGCCGCUACCGAAUCGACGAAUGUUCCAGCCCCAAAGGCCACACCGUCUCCCGACAAGGCAUCGGAGCCACCAUCGGACUCUCCCGGUCCAGCUACUCCGCCGCCAGCACAGGCAACACCGUCUCCCGAAACCGCAACGGAGUCUCACAGUCCAGCGACUACAGUGGCUCCAGCGACACCGCCGCCCGCGACAUCUACACCCAAUGUGCUGGGCCGGAGCAACUGCAGCCGAUUGUCGAUGCGAUUGCCAAGCUCUUUGUGCAACAGCCCACCGUGGCAGAAAGGAGGAGCGUUCAAGCUCGCCGCCUUUCAAAAGUUCGUGCAGGCUGGCUGACUCCCGGCUUAAGCAAUGGUCUGGCCCUUGAAGCGGUCAUGCGUUUCAAGCGCCAGCACGAGGACAUGUCCCAGGAUGAAGGACACUACUACCCGUACGAGGACAUCCUGGGGUUCUUUUCGAACAAUGCGGCAAGGGCAGAGGAGUUCUGCAGGAUGCGAGCUGGACAAUUCAAGGGGACGUCGACGGACCGCAACAAUCCCGACAUCAAGACCUACUUGUACUACCAGCGCGAAAAGAGGUCGCUUACGACAAGAUCUUUGGUGUCCUGGCUUUACGUGAAUCCCAUAGGCUGCAUAUCUGAUCCAAUCAUCGCACUGCUCGCAAAUGAUGAGAUUUGCAUCGAGCUGGGUGCAGAAGCGAGCUGGGCUACUCAGGUUGCCCAAAUCCUAGAACAGGGUCAUGACCCAAACAAGACCGGCCUGGGAGCAAUCUCGGCGCCGCCAGCUGCUGCCGACAACCCCAAUCCUGGGAAGGGCGGAGGGAAGGGAGAGCCGGGGGGUGAAAACCCACCACCCCCGCCGCCGAAGAAGAAAGCCCGAGCACCCAAAAGACAGGGCUCCGAGCUCGAGAUCGACAUCACGCAGAUGCUGGCUACAAAGGAUUUCCAGUUGUCGGAGUUCGUUACCAAUUGGGUGAGUGCUUGUACGGCGGCCGAGGGCCGGGCCACUACUACCAAGAUAGAGCACGCGGUGGGCCACGACGUUGGGUUGCCAGGGAACCCGCCCACAGCAUAUCGAGGAAUCGUGAAAGCAGGAUUGCUCAGUGAGCUGAAUGAAGACUCCAUUGACCUUGUGGAGUUCUGGAACGAGGCUCGCUCCGAGGUAAUCAAGAGCGACUUUUUCCAUUCUGACGGAGACAAGAAUGUCACGCUCUCUCACCUUCAACAUGACCUCGUGAUGUCGUUGAAUCAGUGCAGCGACAAGGGCAAUGGACUCGGCGCGACAUUACAUGUUGUAGCCGGGAAAGGAGACUGGAAGUGGAGGAAGGAGUGGUUGCAACAAACCCGCUUUUAUGGGAAGGUGACUCACGGAAGUCAUGGCAUCUGCCCACGAUGCUUUGCUGCAAAAAACGACUGGGUAGAUGUCAAAGAGCGUUUUAAUAACGAUGCAGAUUUGGCUCUUGCUCAAGAAACAGCAGUGGGGGAAAACAUUGCUAUGAAGCAACUCAGCGGCUGGUCGUGCAAUAUGGAAGUACCAGACUUGCUGCACUGUAUAUGGCUUGGUACUGGUAGGGACCUUGUGGGAAGUCUCUGUCUGGAAAUGGCUGAGACCCGGCAAGAUCUUGUCGGCGCAACCUAUGAUCAGCGCCUGGCUUCUUUGCGCAAAGACAUUCAGGCUUGGUGUGCCGCCCGGGGGAUCCGGCCGUCGACGAUUGACGAGCUCAGUUUUUCGUUCUUUUUUAAGCAACCAGGAGGUGGGGAGGUAUUCAUAUUUGUGUUUUUGUUUUCCAAAUGCUGUUGGGCUCCCGCAAUUAAUGAUGUGCUGGUGUUUACGAAAAGUAUUUCUUCGUGUUGA